Molecule: messenger RNA, 1401 nt
Organism: Colossoma macropomum (tambaqui)
Lineage: Eukaryota; Metazoa; Chordata; Actinopteri; Characiformes; Serrasalmidae
Gene: vrk1
Product: VRK serine/threonine kinase 1
Exons: 13
Coding region: 78-1367 (429 amino acids)
Biological process (GO): signal transduction; peptidyl-serine phosphorylation
Cellular component (GO): nucleus; cytoplasm
Molecular function (GO): protein serine/threonine kinase activity; ATP binding
Source: RefSeq, a predicted model, not a curated record
GCUUUGACCAAUCAGGUUCGUCGUGUCAGAAAGAGUUUUGCGGGAAUUUUGGAACAGGGAAAUAGCACAACAUCGAGAUGCCACCCAAGGCCAGGUCAGCUGGGAAAGGGAAAGGGCCAGCUAAGAGAAAACUGGCAGAGGAAUUCCCACCCGGAGAAAUUCUGACAGACACAGCGAAGAAAAGCUGGAAACUUGGGGCUCCGAUUGGCCAGGGAGGCUUCGGUCUCUUGUAUCUUGCAAGCAAUGAUACGUCAAAAGCUGUUGGAGCUGAUGCACCAUAUGUCGUCAAAGUGGAGCCGAGCGAUAAUGGCCCUCUUUUCUCAGAGCUGAAGUUUUACAUGAGAGCCGCCAAACCUGAUCUAAUUGGCGCUUGGAUAAAGUCACGGAAACUGAAGUACUUAGGAGUUCCAAAAUACUGGGGUUCAGGACUUCAUGAGAAAGGAGGAAAGAGGUACAGAUUCAUGGUCAUGGACAGAUUUGGAACAGAUCUACAAAAGAAGUUUGAGCAAGGUGGCAAGAGGUUUCCACGGAAACUGGUCCUUCAGCUUGGCCUUAAACUUCUUGACAUUCUAGAGUACAUCCAUGAGCAUGAAUAUGUACAUGCUGACAUUAAAGCCUCCAACCUGCUGCUCUCCCACAAGAACCCCAAUCAGGUUUACUUAGUGGACUACGGGCUGGCCUAUAGGUACUUGCCUGACGGCGUGCCAAAGGAAUACAAAGAAGACCCAAAGAGAUGUCAUGAUGGGACCAUUGAGUUUACCAGCAUUGAUGCACACAAAGGUGUCUCUCCUUCAAGAAGAGGAGACCUUGAAAUCCUGGGCUACUGCAUGAUCCAGUGGCUGUGUGGCCGUUUGCCCUGGGAAGAUAAACUCCAGGACCCAGUUUAUGUCAGAGACUCGAAAAUUAAGGUUUGUCUAUGUCGUGACAAUAUCAGAGAUUUCAUGAAGAGCUGUUUUACCACAGAAGGUGAACCAGGGGAAAUGGCAAAAUUCAUGGAGGAGGUCAAGUCACUGGGUUACACAGACAAGCCCGACUACCAGAAACUCAGAAGCAUUCUGCUGCAGGGCCUGAAGAGUAUUGGUGCUACUGACGAUGACAAGCUGGACUUCUCUGUGUCGGUCAAUGGUGCAAGUCCAUCCGCAGCCAAGAGUGCCAAGCGAAAGAAACCGGUGGAAAAAGGGGCAUCUUAUGAUGAAGCCGAAGGCUCCCCUGCAAAGAAGAGUCGGCCUCCCCCGAAGAAGGAACUUAACGGCGUGAAGAAGGCCGGUGUGAAGAAGGCCAGUCCGAAGAAGCGUUUGGUAGAGAUGGGCACUCAAACCUCUCCUGGACUGAAGAAGAGCCGCGGCAGGCCCAAGAAGAACGCAUAACUCUCUCCUCUUUUAGACUAGUGCAACUUCUUCC